CUGGUCUGGUUGAGUCUAUUCUCUCCUCUGUACAAGGACAAGAUCACAUCUUGCACACGUCUGAACAGUUCGAGCUUUAGAGCAAUGAACCAUUUGUUUGGAUGGACAAGGCUCAUGCUGCUAUGUUUCGUAAUUGAUGUUCUCUGUGCUUCCCAGCAAACAGUCAACUCUGAGACUCAGGAGGUGAAAGGCAUCGUGGGAAAGUCUUUAUCUUUUCCAGAGAGAGUGUUUAAAACUGGAUAUGUAAGGUAUGGAGAAGACACUACUGCAAGUGUGAUCAAUGGACAAAGCCAUAUAGAUUCAGAUGAGAGAUUUAAAAAUCGCCUUCACUGGGACAAUGUGACAGGAUUAUUCAGUCUGUCAGACCUACAGAUAGAAGAUGCUGGGGUUUAUUCUGUGGAGAAUAAAGACGGAGAGAAGAGGAUACCUAAAUUUAACCUCACUCUUUACUAUGUUGUUUCCAAACCUCAGGUGAGAGAGUGUGACAGCAGCUCCUGUAGUGUGGUGUGUUCUGUGGACAAUGAAAAAGAGGUGACCUUGACCUUGUACAGGGGAGAGGAAAUACUAAACCAGACCAGCAGUCCUGACCUCACCACCGAUCUCUCUCUCCGUUUGGAGGUAGAGGGAAAGAACUACAACUCCACCCACAGCUGUGUGGCUUCCAACCCUGUCAGCAAUGAGACAGUUCUUGUUCCAAAAUGUUGCAGUGAAGAUGGUCAUCCCAAGGAGACAGACAUGAAUGAGAGGACACGGGGUGUGCUUAUUAUUGCUGUAUUCUGCGUUGCGGUUGCCUCAGGACUGGUUGGACUUGCAAUCAAUCGAAAGAAGAGGGGAAAUGAACACUCACAAGAUUCAUCCGAAGGAGUGCAAGUUGACAAUGAGUACGCAACGAUUACUUACAUAAAACCAACAGAUAACCAGGAGGAGCGAAGAGGUAUACCAGAACUGGAGUCGCGUAGAGACAACUCUGAAAUGGCAUCCGUUUAUGAUUCACUCCAGUUACAUCGCAUGGCUGCCAGCGGGGAUGUUGACACAGCAUGACGGAACAAAACUGGAAGUCACUGAGAAGCCAACAUGAUAACUCAUGAAGAGGACAUUUAAACAAAAUGAAAGUUUAAAAAAAAAUAUUCACCCAGAAAACCUUUUCGAGGCACAGUUGUUAUGGGAGAAAAUUUCCCUGCAACUGUUGCACUGAUAUAAGUUCAGGGUUUCUUUGUAGGUCAUUCUCACAGACCUGUCAAAUAGAGACCUCGAUGGCAUCCACUGAUACGGACCAAUUCAAUAACUAUUGAGUUAGUAGCAGGAUCAGGAUAAUCCUUAUUUUCAGAUGCCUUUUGUCCCAAAUCCCCAUGUAUGGGUUAAAACAAAUGGAACAUAUAUUUAAAUACUGGGCGCAACUUUGGUUUUGGAAUGGGGGGGGGGACAUAACUUUUUAUCCUCUCGGAUAAACACUCCAAACAGCCUACCCGCCCACUCGGAGGCGUCCGCAUGGCCCUAAAGCACACCAUAGCAUAGUUUUGUAUCACAUUCCAAUGAUAAAACUGGGGGGGGGACAAAAAUGCUAUUUCAGAAUGUGGGGGGGAAUGUGGCACCCUUGGUGUUUGCUAUGCUACUGCUGAACCAAAGCUUCUUUUCAGUAAUGACUGUUCUGUUGUUUAAAUGUAGGUCCCUCCCCUGUAUAUUUUAUAGCUGCUCGUUGUUUAGCUUGCAGCUUUGUAUAGUACAUAAAAGAGCAGGCGUUUGAGAUAAAGCCACCUACUCCUUGGCAGCUAUGACUGUUAGACUACUUUAGGUCCAUAGAUUUAAGAACAAAAGGUCCAUAGAUUUACUUUUUUUUAUGUAGAUCUUGAUUUGCCAUUUGAUCUUGAGUGUUUUUUUUACUCUUCUUAUCACUAUUCGCAAAAUGUUGUUCUGGCCUAACUUGUCUCUCUUAAUUAGCUUGUUUCAUUUAUUAUGAUGGAUCAUUUAUUUUGCUGAAAUAUGUUGAUCUGUCAUUCUUAUUGAGAGCAAGUCUAAGAAGCAGUAGAUAUUUUCUAUGUGCACUAUUUCUAUGCUUGCCGUGCUUGAGGUUUGUUUUUGUGUAUUUUACUUUUGGUUUUGUACAACAGCUUCAAACAGAGGAAAACACAAUAUGUUUAGUUAUGGAAAAGAUAUUCCACAGCGGUUUAGAUGGUACAAUGAUUCUCUACACUAUAGUUGCUUGUUUUGUCACAUAAACAACCAGGAAAUGGAAAGAGUGAUUUCUGCAUAGAGCAUCUAUAACAUGAGAAGGUUUUGCGGAAAGAAAGUAUUUCUGUCAACCCAAUAGAUGGUUAUCACGUCAACUGGCUUCACACGGAGUGAUAGACAAACGCGAGCAUCACACAGACAGACAGUGGCAAUAUUGCUGGAAAUUAAUUGGCAGAUAUUGUGUUUAGUUAUUUUAACAACCAAUUAAUCCAAUAGCAAAAAAAAUAUGACACAUGUUUCAAAAUUGCCCUUUGAAUGUAGUAUGUUACAGUUCUGUAAAAUCCAGUACAUUACACAGCUUUCACAUUAGGCAAUACACUUAGGCACUACCCAUAACAAUUUACUGAACAUCCAAUUUCCAUAAUUCAGGCCAAAGAGUUCAAUCUUGGUUUCAUCACACCAGAUAAUCUUGUUUCUUGUGGUCUGAGUGUCCUUUAGGUGCUUUUUGGCAAACUCCAAGCAGGCUGUCAUGUGCCUUUUACUGAGG
Oncorhynchus tshawytscha (Chinook salmon) is the source of this 2716-nucleotide messenger RNA. RefSeq names its product SLAM family member 5-like. Bases 85 to 1041 code for a protein of 318 amino acids. The transcript has 6 exons. The record is from RefSeq and is a predicted model, not a curated record. Lineage: Eukaryota; Metazoa; Chordata; Actinopteri; Salmoniformes; Salmonidae.